AUGCUAUUCCUAACCAUAUUCUUUCUUCUUCUGCUAAGUGUAAAAAACUCCUUAGGGAAUGAUACGAUCGUUUUUACACGAGGUGAAGCUGGCUAUUUCUGUAUUAAAAUUCCCUAUAUCUUAACAACAGCAAAAGGAACUUUGCUCGCAUUUGGUGAAGCACGACUAUUCUCAUGCAGCGAUUAUACUGAAACUGAUAUUGUUUACAAACGAAGUCUGGAUAAUGGACAAACUUGGUCGAAUCUACAAGUUCUGUAUCGAGGCAAUUCUUCGAAUAGUAAAUAUCAUCGUGUUGGAAACAUCGCACCUGUUCAACUGAGAUACAAUCAGCGAAUAUUGAUUCCAUUCUGUCAAGAUAAUCUGAUCGUCAUGCAAACCUACACAGAUGACGAUGGUUUAACAUUUGCUCCGCCACAAGUUAUUCCCAACGUCACCCGACCGGAAUGGAAAUGGGUAGGUCUCGGACCACCUGGCGGUAUUUUACUACAAUCAAAUCGAAUAUUAAUUCCAGCUUAUUAUUCUGUGCAUCCAAAUGACAACGGUCUGUUGUCGACAGGUUAUGUGAUGUUAAACGACUUGAAUGGACAAAUUGAUAAAUGGUAUCUCGGUGGCCAAUACAAUCUGGACAAUUAUUACCCAAACGAGUGCCAAGCUGUUGAAUUGCUGCCUACUACUAACUCGAUAUUUAUUAAUUCACGUUCAUUAGGAACGAAACGUAUCGGUGCGUAUAGUACCGAUGGAGGAAUAACGUUCAACAGAGUUAAGGUGUUGAAGACACUCGUUCAACCACUGACUGGUUGUCAAGGUUCAACCAUAUAUGAUGCAAAUACUCGACAGCUAUUCUAUUCAGGUUUAGCUGAAACAUCUUAUAUUCGCAGCAAUUUGUCACUUUAUAUAAGUGAUGACAAUGGCGAAAGUUGGACCUAUAUGAAGACAAUCUUUCCAGGUUCCUCUGCGUAUUCAUCAUUGACUAUGAUGAAUGAUGGAUCAAUUGGUUUAUUGUAUGAAUGGGCGAAGAAAAGCGAUCGGGUUUUUCAACCGGAUUACAUGACAUUUACUGUAGUAUAUAAUCAAAGUAAAGACAAUGUAGAUUAA
Messenger RNA from Adineta ricciae, 1095 nucleotides. The record is from the annotation of a GenBank genome assembly. NCBI's taxonomy places the organism in Eukaryota, Metazoa, Rotifera, Eurotatoria, Adinetida, Adinetidae.